Molecule: messenger RNA, 1884 nt
Organism: Penicillium paradoxum
Lineage: Eukaryota; Fungi; Ascomycota; Eurotiomycetes; Eurotiales; Aspergillaceae
Product: putative NAD+ kinase Utr1
Exons: 1
Coding region: 1-1884 (627 amino acids)
Biological process (GO): NAD+ metabolic process; NADP+ biosynthetic process
Molecular function (GO): NAD+ kinase activity
Source: RefSeq, a predicted model, not a curated record
AUGGCUUCCAACCGUGAACAACUUCGGUCGGACACAACCUCGACAGCAACCCCGUCUCACCCCCCUUCGUCUCCAUCCGCUAAAGCCCCGCCCCCGUCGACAACUGCGGUGCUCCUCCGCGAUUAUGCCCUCCACAUAGAACCAUCCCCCACCCACGAAAAUCGCCGAGAGUCCCCAGAAAGCAUCCAGCCUGUCCAAUCCUCCGAAUCGGCUCAAGAGGAGCCAGGUUGGUCGCGGUCUCCCACCUCGCUACGGCCAUUUCGCCAGAAUUCGAUCAAUCGGCGAUCCAAGAAAGCGCUGUCGACCGACUGUAUCCCGCGGCAGACAAUUCUGAAAGCCUUAGCAUCGCGAGCAUCCAUCCUAACCAAUACCACCAAUAUUUCGGCGAGUUCCUUGUCGAGUAUGCUCGCGAACAAAUCCACCCAGGCUUCCCCGCCUUCCGACAAUCGGCACCGGCGCGGGAGUAGCGCUUCCUCUCAAAAUCUCUCUGCCGCACUAUCCAAUCUGCAAUUGAGUGGCUAUCUCGAUCGGUCACCGGCGACAGCACGUCUAGUACUGCAGUCGCCUUGUUAUUUCCACCAACGCUUCGAUGAUGCCGUCAAUAUAAAGAAGGUGCUCGAGGAAAUUGCCGACGAUGAGUGGCUGUCGCAUUCGCGACUGGUUCAGACUGCGACUGGAGUGCGUGAGGUGUCGAAGCAGCUACAGCGACGGCCCAUCAAACGGGCCGUGCGAAAUGUCAUGAUUGUGACCAAAGCGCGCGAUAACAGCCUGGUGCACUUGACUCGGGAAGUCGCCGAGUGGCUGCUUUCGACCCCAAGAUAUGGAAAUACAUUGGGAGUGAAUGUGUAUGUGGACGCGAAGCUCCGGAAAUCGAAACGAUUCGAUGCUCCAGGGCUCUUGCAAAAAGACCCCAUGUUUGCACAGAUGUUACAUUUCUGGACACCGGAUCUGUGUUGGACAUCACCGGAUAAAUUUGACUUGGUGUUGACGCUUGGUGGGGAUGGGACUGUUCUCUUCACAUCAUGGCUUUUCCAGCGCGUGGUUCCGCCCGUACUUUGCUUCUCGCUGGGCAGUCUCGGCUUCCUCACAAAUUUCGAGUUUGCCGACCACAAAGCACAGCUCAAUGCCGUCAUGGGAGAGGUGGGCAUGCGCGUUAAUUUGCGCAUGCGCUUCACAUGCACCGUGUACCGCAAGGAUCGGAGUAAGGGCGCAGAGGCAGGUGCGGUCGAAGAGGGUGAACAAUUUGAAGUAUUGAACGAGCUCGUCAUCGACCGCGGCCCAUCCCCCUAUGUGUCGAAUCUAGAGCUCUAUGCCGAUGAUGAGCUCCUGACUGUCGUCCAAGCGGACGGCUGUAUCUUCUCCACGCCAACUGGUUCCACGGCAUACUCCCUGUCCGCCGGCGGCUCUCUCAUGCAUCCAUCCAUCCCGGGAAUCCUCCUCACCCCAAUAUGCCCCCAUACCCUCUCCUUCCGCCCAAUGGUCCUCUCGGACUCCCAUCUCCUCCGCAUCGCCGUUCCCAACACUUCCCGCUCCACUGCCUACUGCUCCUUUGAUGGUAAAGGCCGCGUGGAACUCCGCCAAGGUGACUAUGUCACCGUAGAAGCAAGCCAGUACCCAUUCCCAACAGUUGUAUCUAACAACAAUGAAUGGUUCACCAGCGUUCAGCGUGCUCUGCGGUGGAACACACGCGGCGCGAUCCAGAAGAGCUGGGACGGCCGUGAUGUCGACACGCAUUUGAACGAUGAUCCCAACGAAGACGAACAAUGGGACAUUGAUACAGAUGCCGGACUCGCCGGUACUGACAGCGGCAUCGGUCCCAGUGAAGACGGGGACUCUCUGUCUCCCAAUCCCAUGCGACGACAAAUGAGCUUGCUCAAUAUGUGA